AUGGCCUACCAACAGGAUGGCGGCGCCGCUAGGGGCAGAAGUAUCCUGAGCGCCCUGGCAGCCUCGGAGUUGCUGGAUUCUAAGUCCAAGUUACCAGCCGAGCUCCUCGUGGCUGUGCUUGACUAUCUCCCAGUUGCCGACCAACUGCGUGUGGCCAGAACGUCCCGACGAAUGCAAGAGAUGGUUUACGACGAUACCCGAUGGGUCUCAAGGCUAAAAAGUAUGGGAUGCUGGAACGAGCGAGAGGCCAGACAGCGAUUCGACGAAGCAAUGCGAAAACGACGAGAGCAGCAAGCAGCCGCUACCGCCAACGGUGCACCGCUCAAGUCACCAGACAUUACAAUAUUCGACGCAACAACAGAAGAAGAUCGCCGAAAAAGAGCAACAUCGGACCUGAGAGAUGGCUUCCAAACAAUGACAUUGGGCGGCCCUGCAGACCCGUCGCAAGACUCGGCGGCAUAUCUCAAUAUCUUCAAGACGGCAAGGAGUGUUCGAGGCGGCGCGCGACAAGAAUACGGAAAAAUAUACAGAGCACUAGCACCAUUUUAUUUCGACAUCUCAAAAGCAAAAUCCCACACCGAUCCAAUCGUCUUCAAGGCGUUCCGCGAGCCCGAGAGUCAGGCUCAGAUGCUUGCCAAUCUGAAGCGCUUCGCACGCAGUGACUGGUCAUCAGGCGCAGAAACAAGAGAGGCUCGCCUCACAUCCAUGAUGACCAUUUUUGAAAAAGCAGUUCUUCGAGAGUUUGAACAGGGAUAUGAGUUUUGGGACGUUGACGGACGCAUGCACCGGUACGCCGGCGUACUGUACAUGCUGAGCGGCGCCAAGAGUGGUGUCAACCUCUUCCUCUCCAAACACCCGAUAUUCAGCGAUCGAGAUGUUGCUCUCGACCCGCUAGAUUGUAUCAAUCACUCCACAGAUGGCACGGUUUCGCUGGACCCAUCAAGGACGUUUUUUGCUAAGACUCUAGCCAAAGUCAACGACCAAGAUUCGGUAAUAGCACGUAUCUUUCCCAAUGCUGCAGAGGUCUUUUGGGAGCUUGUUGAUAAGGUCCGCGAAGAAAUUAUCAUGGAGUACACUAACACGCUAUUUGAUGAAUGCCACGAGCGGGGGUUGGCAGCAUAUCUGGCAGCGUUUUCCGGAGUUUUUGAACAAGCAACGCAUUUUUACAAGUCUCUUCGACCAGCUGCGGAGCAAAGAGAAAUCAUCUUGGAAAAGUCAAAGGAGUUUCUUCUCAAGACUUUUGAGCCUCAUAUGGACCUGUACCUGCAAGAAGAGCUCGAAUGGUUUACCAAGGAAGCCGAGAACCAGGUUUCUGACUGGGAAAAGAAGCUUUCAGAACAGGACACUUCACUUGAGAACUUUUACAUGGCGAAUAUUAACCGUUCAGCUGAAAAGAAGGAUUUCCUCAGCUCUUUCAAAAAGGUUGUUAUGAUGCCGGUGACGGUACUGCCUAGCUUUCCCAUCGGGUCGCCGUUUGCUGCAAAGCCUACAGCUAGCACAGAAGUUACACCUGGUCCAUCGCGCCCGGAUACGCCGAGCAUCAUACCAGGAGACAAGGCCAUUGCUAAUAAGGUGCCUACGGAUGAGCUUGCUGCCAAGGCGGCCAUUAUGGCGUCAAAGCUAGAGGGAAUCAAGUCACUCUGCAGCAUUGAGGUCGCCCUUGGGUUGGUCCACACGGCACAAACGAGCCUUGGACGUGCUGCUCUUCUAAUUCCCCUCGGGGGCCAGAUUGGCGGCGAAGCAAAGGAACAGUGCUCGAGUAUCUUUGUUGUGCUGCUGCGCAUUCUGGGGGAACGCCAUGUGCGAAGCGGUUUUGACACGGCUGUAGAUCAUCUCUCACACUAUAACCCACGCGAUGUCAGCAAGCACGACCAGUCUGGCGUAGCGCCGCUGGUGACGUUUAUCGAACUCGUCAACGUUGGCGACCUGAUUUCCCAGAUGGUGGAUGUCUUUUACGAACAGCAGCUCGCGGCACCCAAGAUUGUCGACAAGAACGACUUCUUGGACGCGUCGAGCAUGGCCAAGAAGAAGUUUGAGCAGAUGCUGGAUGAGAGUGUCGCAGCUGGCCUCAACAAGGGCAUUGAUGUGCUCAUGGACGAAGUCGAGUACUUAAAUGCCACGCUACAGCUACCGACAGACUACAAUCCGGCACCGAAGCCUGCGGGGAUGGACAAGCGCGGCAGCUUGGCUGUGGACAUGGAUAUCGGGGCGACAGAUACGGCGAAGCGCAUUGUCGACCUUGUAUCGUCGCACACAAACAUGCUGGUCGGCACAACGGACAAGUCCAUGCUAGACGUAUUCAAUGGCGAAGUCGGGCUGCGCCUCUUCACUGCCAUCACCAAGCACCUUAAGCGGCAGCGCAUCAGCGUGGACGGCGCAAUCAAGGUCAUUGCCGACAUGAACUGCUACUUUGAGUUUAUCCGCACCCUCAAGAAUCAGGACUUGCUGCCGUACUUUCGCGCCCUCCGUGAGCUGAGCCAGAUUUACCUUAUCGACCCGAGCCACGCAAAGGACAUGGCGACGGUGAUUGCCGACGGAGACCGCUUCAGUGGUGUCUUUCGCGCAGAAGAAGUCUACGAGUUUGCCCAGCGCCGCGCUGACUGGUACCAGGUCAAGAAGAGCGUUGAGCGAGCCAUGUACGGCAUGGACUGCUGUAUCAUGUAA
This is a messenger RNA of [Torrubiella] hemipterigena, 2664 nucleotides long. NCBI's taxonomy places the organism in Eukaryota, Fungi, Ascomycota, Sordariomycetes, Hypocreales, Clavicipitaceae. The record is from the annotation of a GenBank genome assembly.